GAGAUUGAGUUUGUCCUACAGCAUCUGGUUCGGGUUUUCUUUUUCAGCUAUUCAUUUUCUUUUAUUGUUGUUACUGUGUAGGAAGGUGUCACUCUCGCCUUUUCCAUUUUUUGAUGUGUUUGCGAUUAAGGAUUUUAUUAUCAGCCAAGAGGAAAUAUGGUUUGGGAAAGGAAUGGGCGAACUUGUGAUAGAUAUAUGCGCUACAAACAUGUGUGUGUGUGCUUUUACCGAGAGUCUGAUGGCAGAAGACACUAAAUUAAAAGACCUUUUCGAUGAAAUUAGAAGCUUAACAGAGUUGGGCAAUCAUAAAGACUAUGAAUAUACAACACGUAUGGACCAUUUUGAGACUCACCUGGUUGAGAUGAAGACUUUCUUGGUUGAGAUACCAAGAGGGAUGUUGAGCCUUAACCAUGCACUUGCCAUUCCAAUGAAGCAGCCCAGUUCUGACUUUCUAAUGGCUGCAAAUCUCACCAAUGGAGCGAUAAGGAGGAUGAUGAGUGACUAUUACUCUUGCGAGGACCUAAAGCCUAUACUUCAAGUGAUUGACUUGAAGUUGGUGCAGUUACAAGAGCAUAACAACACAGAAAGGUAUAAGCUUUUGCUAUCAGAUGGUUCCCAUUACCAAUAAGGGAUGCUUGCUACUCAGAACAAGAAGUUGGUCCAUGUUGGGAGAUUGCAAAAGGGGUCUAUUGUUAAGUUGACUGAGUUUAUUUACAAAGUUGGCCAAAGUUGCAAGAUUAUCAUCAUUAUUGAGCUGAAUAUGGUCCUUGAUAAAUGUAAUCUGAUUGGAGAACCUAUUGGGGUACCAAGAGUUAUACCUGUAAGUGGCAAUAUUGCUUGACCAAAUGCGUUUGGGCCAUCUCUAGAUCAUUUUGCUAGGUUCAGCAACCUUUGCUGGUGUAUUCCAAGAAAAGGCACUACACUUACAUGUUUAGGCUAUCUAAAUUAUGUUUUAUGUCAAUUAUUUAGGAUGUUUUGUGUCAUUUAUUGCAAGAUAAGGUUAGUUGUUAUCAGUUUAUGUCUUAGAAUGAAUUGGUUAUUAGUA
Messenger RNA from Neltuma alba, 1045 nucleotides. RefSeq lists its product as uncharacterized. The record is from RefSeq and is a predicted model, not a curated record. Gene Ontology annotation, biological process: DNA replication. Gene Ontology annotation, cellular component: nucleus. The transcript is spliced from 4 exons. NCBI's taxonomy places the organism in Eukaryota, Viridiplantae, Streptophyta, Magnoliopsida, Fabales, Fabaceae. The coding region runs from base 173 to 628 and encodes 151 amino acids. Gene Ontology annotation, molecular function: DNA binding.